Molecule: messenger RNA, 2547 nt
Organism: Pediculus humanus corporis (human body louse)
Lineage: Eukaryota; Metazoa; Arthropoda; Insecta; Psocodea; Pediculidae
Product: IQ motif and Sec7 domain-containing protein, putative
Exons: 10
Coding region: 1-2547 (848 amino acids)
Biological process (GO): regulation of ARF protein signal transduction; actin cytoskeleton organization
Molecular function (GO): guanyl-nucleotide exchange factor activity; protein binding
Source: RefSeq, a predicted model, not a curated record
AUGUCAGCUCAAGGAAAUGUGCGAAUGUGUGCGGGUGCGGGAUAUGAAUUAUCUCAAGAUCUUUUGGACAAGCAAAUCGAAGUUUUAGAAAAGAAAUAUGGCGGUGAAAAAGCUAGAAAUGCGGCGCUAACGAUACAGAGAGCUUUCAGAAGAUAUGCUCUCACUAAAAAAUUCGAUUCAAUAACGGCGAUGGCGAAAGCCGAAAGAAGACUAAGCAGACGAUUACAGGAAAAUUUCGAUAGCGAAGUUGCCAAUUUCGAAAAAGAAUUACAAGGCGGUUCGAAAUUUUUGCAAGCGAGACCCGCGCCAUUGAGAUCCUCGUCGAUGAGAGAAAAGCGACAUUUGGAUUCGACUUCAUUGCCGAGAUCUCAAUCGGGAUGCUGCGAUCUCGGUCAUCAAUCAAUCGAUUACUACACUCCGACCGGUUUGCAACCUUGCAUUCUCCAUACGCCGCCUCUAAGUGGCUCAUAUCGUGAUAACACCCAUUAUUACACUCCGCAAGAAGCUUUCACGGAAGCUAAUCAUCCAGUGUCUCAUUAUCCGCAAUGCACUCAUUCUUCGCAAAGCCUUCAACGAGACGCUUUUGGUAGAAAAAGCACUACAGUUGUACAAAGAAACACUCCUCCACACCAAAAUGGAAAUUCUUGGAAUCGCCAAGGAAGUCCCUCACCGAGUAGUUACCCCUCGCGUCCUAAUAGCGCCAAUAAAAAAAUACCUCCGGAAGUACCCAAGAGAACGUCUUCGAUUUCCUGUCGUUCGACUCCGGAUUCUCUGACGAGAACGAACGGACUUGGUAAAGCUUUCGAAAACGGAAGCUUGUCGUCCGUUCAAAGUUCGGGAAGUGAUAGUAGUUUAUCGACUGAUAGGGUUAUGGCCGAAGGAAGCGUUGAUAUGGAAUCUAGAAAUCGUACAUCUCCGGUUUGGAAGAGGAAAGCUCAGCCAACUUCUCCGGAGCAUAACAUGAGCGACACAUCCGCAGACAUUAGCCGAAAAGAACUUAGUAACACGCAUACGAAUUCUUAUCAGCAGGUUCACGAUCAUUCCGUAACCGAUAGCCAACAUACUUUGUACAAAUAUCGCGUGGGUUUAAAUUUAUUUAACAAAAAACCCGAAAGGGGAAUAGCGUACCUGAUAAAAAGAGGAUUUUUAAGCAACACGCCUCAAGCCGUAGCCAGUUUUCUCAUAACGAGAAAAGGACUAUCGAGGCAAAUGAUAGGAGAAUAUUUAGGAAAUUUACAAAGUGAAUUCAACAUGGAAGUUUUACAGUGUUUUUCAGCGGAAUUAGAUUUAGCGGGAAUGCAAAUAGAUGUUGCGCUCAGGAAAUUUCAAACGUAUUUUAGAAUGCCGGGUGAAGCUCAAAAAAUAGAAAGAUUAAUGGAAGUUUUCAGUCAAAGGUAUUGCAGUUGCAAUCGGGAAGUCGUGUCGCGAUUGAGGAGUCCGGAUACGGUUUUCGUACUCGCGUUUGCCAUCAUCAUGCUCAACACGGAUUUACACACGCCCAAUUUAAAACCCGAAAGAAGAAUGAAAUUGGAGGAUUUCAUAAAAAAUCUUAGGGGCAUCGACGAUUGCGGCGACAUUGAUCGGGACAUGUUGUCCGGAAUAUACGAAAGAGUCAAAGGCAACGAAUUUAAACCGGGUAACGAUCACGUGACUCAAGUAAUGAAAGUUCAAUCGAACAUAGUCGGAAAGAAACCCAAUUUGGCUUUGCCACAUCGUAGAUUAGUUUGUUAUUGUCGUUUGUACGAAUUACCGGACAUGUAUAAAAAAGAAAGGCCGGGAGUACAUCAGAGAGAAGUUUUCCUUUUCAAUGACUUGCUAGUCGUCACAAAAAUAUUUAGUAAAAAGAAAAAUUCAGUUACGUACACGUUCAGAGAAAGUUUUCCACUUUGCGGAAUGGUCGUGUCGACGUUCGAAGUACCUUAUUACCAAUACGGCAUCAGGUUAUCACAAAGAGUCGGCGGUAAAGUGUUGAUAACGUUCAACGCGAGAAACGAACACGACAGGUGUAAAUUCGCAGAAGAUCUGAGAGAAUCCAUAAGCGAAAUGGACGAAAUGGAAAAUCUUAGAAUAGAACAAGAAUUGGAAAGGCAGAAAUCGGGACGAGGACGAGGGGGAGCACCACCGGAAAACAGAGACAGCGGAGUAGCAGACGUCGAAGUUUGUCCUUAUUCCUCGCAAGCUCAAGAUGACAACAAAAGACCUCUCAUUGAAAGUCAGUUGAAAAGAUCAGCUUUAAGCAAUUCUCUUCUCGACAUACACGAACAAUUCGUGACGGAAAAACCCCAGCAGAGAAGAGGAAGCGUCGGAUCUCUCGAUUCCGGAAUGUCCAUAUCGUUUCAAUCAACUUCCGCAAGCACCGUGAGCAGGGAUUCAUCGCCGCAAAACUUACAAGUUUUAGGAGGAGGAGGAGUAGGUCCCGGAGGAUUUAAAAAUACAAAAAUGAUGAAUCAUCAACAAUCAUUUCUGGGUGGAAUAUUUGCAAAAAGGGAACGGAAAUCGAGUCGAGCCGGACAAGAAGAAUGUUUUACAAGAACCACCGAAGUUUAA